Molecule: messenger RNA, 3188 nt
Organism: Mytilus californianus (California mussel)
Lineage: Eukaryota; Metazoa; Mollusca; Bivalvia; Mytilida; Mytilidae
Product: protocadherin-16-like
Exons: 12
Coding region: 100-2046 (648 amino acids)
Biological process (GO): homophilic cell-cell adhesion
Cellular component (GO): membrane
Molecular function (GO): calcium ion binding
Source: RefSeq, a predicted model, not a curated record
CAUGUGACGUAGCAUGAUUAUUUGGUCCUUUACUAGGUUAUAUCAGAAUUUGUGAGAAAUUGAUAGUCUUGCUGAAGUUGUGCAUACCCUAAUGAAAAAAUGAAUGGACAUAUUGUUUUAUCAUUUUUGUUGCUUUUAUUCCCAUCCACUGUUUUUGCUCUGAUAAUAAACUUCAGUGGUGGAAUAAUAACAAAAUUAAUAUCCGAAGAUGCGACUGAUGAAACCCAACUAACAUUGAUGACCUUGUCAGGGGUUACGGCGGGUCAAACCCCAUCAUGUGACCUGAAUCCUUCUCAAACGGAAUUCUGGGUGAAAUUGGACCCAAACACUGCACAAUAUGGAGUGUAUCUGAAAGCAAUGCCAAGCCUAGAUUUCAACACAAAGUCGACUUAUAGUCUGGUUGUGGAGUGUACGGAUGGAGUUAGCACAACUCAAGAAACUUUUACAGUGAACAUUGACAAGAACAAAUCUCCUACCAUAUCUAACCUCCAUAACUACACCACCUUAGAUACUUCUACGACAUCAACUGGUACAUUGGUCUUUACAGCGUUAGCAACAGACCCAGAAAAUGACCAACUGACAUUAACAAUGGACUGUUAUGUCCUUAGUAGUCUUGCAACAUGUCCAUAUGAAAUUUUCGAUUCUGGAGAGAUAGUGACUACGAGUGGUUUCCUUGGUUACAGCGUAGGAAACUAUGAUUUAAGAAUUACAGUAGCAGACAGCCAUAACAAUCAAAUUGGACCGCUCUCAUUGACCGUUACCGUCACAGGUUUAAAUACAGCACCUGUUAUAGACAACAACAUCCUGUCAUAUGUUCCAGUUGUUUUGGAGAACAGUGCGUUAGGGUCAUCUGUGUACCAAGUGACAAUAACAGAUCCGGAUGUUGGUGACGUACACACAUAUUCAGCAACGUUUACACCAUCAACUGCUUCCAAUUACUUUUCUAUCGAUUCUUCAACUGGUUUGGUGAGUACAUCUACUACAACAAACAUUGAUUAUGACACGAUGUCGUUUAGUUCCUGUACAGCAGAAGUCACAGUUUCGGACGGUUCAGCUUCAGAUACGAAAACACUAACAAUAAAUAUCGCUAAUGUGUUUGAGGCGCCAUCAUUUGCCAAGACUAUUUACACCUUGAGUGGACCAGAAGCAGCGGCAGGAACAAGCUUUGGCACACCAAAGUACGAUGUGACGGAUCCAGAUGGCGAUUCUGUGACGUAUGGAGUUGAUUGUCCAACUUUUAACAUAAAUCCAACCACAGGGGAGGUUACUCUUUCUAUAAACUAUGAUCGCGACGACACAUCUGUUGCAUCAUCUGUGACGUGUGGCGUUACUGUUACUGAUGGUACAAUGACGUCAACUGCUGUACUUGAAGUACUGAUUUAUACAAUAAAUGACAACAGUCCAAAAUUUACGCAGAACAGUUUCGAAUUUCACAUUUCACCUUAUGACACCAUAGGAACCAUUUUGGGGACUGUAACUGCUACUGACGCCGACAUUGGUUCCCAUGGUGUUGUUUCGUAUGAAGUUAGAAGUGGAACUUUCUCUAAUUACCUUGGUAUCGACACAUCCGGGAACCUGUAUCUUAAGCAAGCGGUAAAUGACACUAUUGCUGGAACUACUGUAUCUGUUAACUUACGGGCUUACGAUGAAGAUGGCAAAAGGGAUUUUGUAAAUGUAGAUUUUGUAAUACAGGCGACAACUACUACAUCGAUUACGACGACAACCGACAGAAAUUUGACAUUCUUUGAGUCAUCAGCAAAUGUGGCCUGGUUCUCAGCUCUGAUGAUAAUCUUACUAGGGCUGGGUAUAUUCCUUGCUAUCGAAGCUUAUCGGUCGCACAUAUUUUUCAAAAUAUGUUCAUCCUGCAACGAGUGUAAACUUCCAAAGCGCAGAAAGUUCAGUCUUGACAAUGACCUAGAUGAAAGUGACGAAUAUGAAGAUGGUACCCCCUCACCGACCCCUAUAACUCCUGUGAGCAGCACGUCAGCCGACCUUGGGUGGUCUGCAUGGAACAAUACUGAUAAGACACAGAACUUUUCUUUGUAACAGUUAGAUUGUUUUUACAUAGCAAAGAUUAACUUGUAUAGAUUGUCUGCACCAUAUUGACGACUCUUUUUUCCUUUGUAUUCAAAAGUACUGUGUGUAGUCAUUGAACAUUUUUAUUAUGAUUUAAAUAAUCAUUCAAAGGAAGAAAACAGAUUUUCCGAAAUUAUUCAAGUCGAAUUAUCGCAACAAAUACAGUAAAUCUUAUGUCGAAAUUGAAAGACUGAGAUUUUAUUCGUGGUAUUGAGGAAUUAUGCAUCCUUUUGUCUGACAUUUCCAUUGAAUCGUCAAGCAUUUUUCUCUUUUGUCCAUACCUUGUCAUUUUCUUGACAUAAUUAAUAAACUCCAAAAUGUGAAUACAUCUAUAGGGCAAAAAAAAAAAAAAAAAAUAAUAAAAAAGUACUUACUUGUGUUAUACGUUCAUGGAUUAAAUAAGAUUUCUAUAAAGUCAAGAAAAUAUUUUGAAAUAUAGUUUUAUACAAUCCCCAGUUAAUAAUUAAAUCAUUUUGAAAUUUUAAAUAACUAUUAUGUCGUUGUUAUGAAUCAUUAUGUUUCAAUUGCAAAGGACACACUCUGUACGACCUUGUACAAGCUUAAGGCAUUGACUGUGGCACGUUUUAUAGAAUAUAUGAUUGACAAUUCUGAAUCCGAUUACCAUCUUAUAAUUCCUUUGAAUGGUUUGAGAAUUCAUAAAUGCACUUUAGCUGUUUUGUUGCUAACGUAUUAGAUAAUAGAUAAUCUGUUAAUGUUGGUCUACAAUGGACAUAUUAUAUGAAUUUGACAGUUGAAGGCUUUCAGUUGGGAAUGUCGUGUUUGGUUGUCAUCAUGUGUGAAAUGGCCGUCAUGAAACAGAUUUUCACUGAUAUUAAUCUCUAUAUUGUACUUCUUUUGUAGUGUCGUGUACUCGCUCCGCUCCCCUUUAUUCAAGGACUUAUUGCCAAUUUUUCUCAUGAAUGAUCACGUGUAUAGAAUAAGGAUAAGUAACUGCUCACUCGACCGCACUACAAAUAUACACCCUCGGUUUUAACCUUUAAAGAGUUUUAUUGUGUUUUCAAUAUUUAGUUUUAUUUGUUGUUAUUAAUAAUUAAUGUUUGCCGUUUUAUGCUACAAUCGUGACAUUUCACACAAAAUACACUUUCAGAAAG